Rhopalosiphum maidis (corn leaf aphid) is the source of this 1488-nucleotide messenger RNA. RefSeq names its product probable low-specificity L-threonine aldolase 2. Gene Ontology annotation, molecular function: L-allo-threonine aldolase activity. NCBI's taxonomy places the organism in Eukaryota, Metazoa, Arthropoda, Insecta, Hemiptera, Aphididae. Gene Ontology annotation, biological process: glycine biosynthetic process; L-threonine catabolic process. The record is from RefSeq and is a predicted model, not a curated record. The coding region runs from base 93 to 1238 and encodes 381 amino acids. The transcript is spliced from 10 exons. Gene Ontology annotation, cellular component: cytosol.
UAUUUUUUUAACCGCUCAACAACCUAGCUGCAGUUUCGUCAAAUUUAAUUCUAGAGUGAUUAUAAACAACAUUAUUUAAAAAAAAAACUACCAUGAGUAAACAUCAAGAUUCAUCCAUAACGCAUGUUAAAGUUAUUGACUUAAUAAGUGACACGGUUACGAAACCAGACAUUCAUAUGCGGCAAGCCAUGUUUGAAGCAGAAGUUGGAGAUGAUGGUUAUCAAGAAGACCCAACCGUACGUUUGUUGGAAGAGAAAUCAUCAACACUUUUUGAAAAAGAAGCGGCAUUAUUUGUACCAAGCGGCCUCAUGGGGAAUUUAGUUGCAAUGAUGGCUCACAUAAAAGAUCAACGAGGAUGUGAAGUAAUAGUUGGCGACAAAAGUCACAUUUUGCUGUGGGAACAAAGUGGAGCUGCACAGUUUGCAGGUUUACAAAUGAGAGAAGUUAGAAAUUUGCCAGAUGGUUCACUCGAUAUGUCAGAAUUACGUGAAAAAUGUCGACCGACAAAUCCAUAUGAUUACGAAUCUUAUACAUCAUUGAUUUGUAUAGAAAACACUCAUAACUAUCUUGGCGGUGUAGUAGUUCCCAUUGAAUGGCUUGAUCAGCUAGGAAAAUUUGUUAAGGAAAAAAACAUCCCUCUGCACAUGGACGGAGCUCGAAUAUUUAACGCAGCCAUUCACUUAGGCGUUCCUGUCAGUCGCAUAGCUGAACACUGCGAUUCCGUGACGUUCUGUCUAAGUAAAGGACUCGGAGCACCAAUUGGUGCAGUUUUGCUGGGCAAUAAAAUGUUUAUCGAAAAAUGCCGAAGAAUUAGAAAAUCCUUGGGUGGGUCUAUGCGCCAAGCCGGGAUCGUGGCCGCAGCUGGAGUGUAUGCCUUAGAUAACUGCGUAGAAAGACUGGCCGUGGAUCACUGGCACGCCAAGAAAAUCGGAAACGCAAUCCAUCAGAUGGCCAGUCCUGAUGUUACCGUUAACCUUGAGAAAGUCGAUACCAAUAUACUAAUAGUAAAGUUAAACGAUAUGAAGAUCAAUUCACCUGACUUUUACGACAUGCUGUUAAAGGUAAACAACGAAGACGAUGAUAUCCCGAAUGAAAUCAAUUUAACGUCCGUUAGGAUAUCAUAUUUAUACAAAGGAUGUGUAAGAUUUGUUUUGCACAAGGAUAUUUCCGAAGAGGAUGUGGACAUGGCUAUUGAAAAGAUAAAAUACGUUAUUGGAAAAAUCAAAUCCUCCAGCUAAAUUAUUACACUACACCGAAAAUAUAUAGCAUUAUAAGUAGCUUUACGAAACAGAAAUAUAUUACAUAGGUACCUAUGAAUAAGCAUAGAAUGUACAAAUUGAAUCAAAAGAAAUCUUUAGGUUAUAAAAUAGCUAUAAAUAUACUAAACGCAUAUUUAUAUUAUAUACAUCUUCUAUUAUUUUAGUAUACCUUAUUUUACCUAUGUACCUAAGUUUUUAUUUUGAUAAAAAAAAUACAUAACAUAUUUAA